Stegostoma tigrinum is the source of this 4458-nucleotide messenger RNA. Its product is annotated as THAP domain-containing protein 2-like. Bases 207 to 893 code for a protein of 228 amino acids. The transcript is spliced from 4 exons. Lineage: Eukaryota; Metazoa; Chordata; Chondrichthyes; Orectolobiformes; Stegostomatidae. The record is from RefSeq and is a predicted model, not a curated record.
GAGCAAAACUACUCAUACAUCUGCCAUCUUAGUAAAGGAUUUGGUGGUGGCGAGGCAAAGAGUCCGGGCGGGCCAAGGAAUCGUUCACGUUUUUCGGCCACCAUUUCCUUUGCUUGUGUUGCGUGUUUGUGUGUGUGUCAGGUGUUAAGGGCGAAAAGAGGGAGGUGACGGUGGUUAUCGUCUUUGAAAGUAGACGUCUCGGUAAGAUGCCAACCAGCUGCGCGGCCUACGGAUGUACAGCGGUGUACAGGAAAAACACCAACACCAGCUUCCACAGGUUUCCCUCUAACCCUUGGAGACGGACAGAAUGGAUACGGCUUGUUCGACGUGAAAACUUCAAGCCAAGCAAACACACCUUCCUUUGUUCGAAACAUUUUGAGCAAACGUGCUUUGACCGCACAGGACAAACUAGGCGCCUGCGAGAAGAUGCUGUCCCUACAAUAUUUGACUUCCCACCACACAUGCAAAACAAAUUAGUAUCCAGGAAAACCCCUCUGACCUCUGCAGGUAUCAGUAACCAGCAGGACUCAUCCAAGUCUAGCAGUAGUACUGGCACGAACACUAGGACUACUAGUACUAGCACUCGGACUACCAGCACUAGCACCAGCACUAGUCCUUGCACCACCAGCAGUACGGAAGUUUUCCAAGAACAUAGUUAUUGUUUGGCCAAUCCUGUUGUGGCCAAGAGGAAGGUGUUCCAGUUGCAAGAUGAAGUGGACUACCUCCGUCAACAAAUAAGAAUCAGCAGACAAAGGGAACGUCGAGUGGUCAAGAAAUGGAGAGGCAUCAGCAACUUGCUCGAAGACCUGAAAGAAAGAAACCUUUUGCCUAAGGGCAAAGGAGCAGAGCUUGUUCAGUCUGUCUUGACUGAUGAAUCAUUUAAAGGCAGAUGAACAGACUGGACUUCCACUAGUGCGUGGGUACAGUGACCAGACAAGGCAGUUUUGCUUCGUUUUACUGUCCAUUUCUUUUGACCCUAGAGCACAGGAAUGAAUAUUGUGAACAAUCCCUUUCACCUCCCAAAAUCUGCAGUGCUUGGAUGCUUUGGUUUAUUGGUUGUUGUUUGCUUCAGCAGUCGAUAUAAAAACAUUUGAGUGAUGCACAUUGCAUUUGUUAGACUUGAAAUGUAGCCAAGUAGUGCAGCUGUUGUUACAGGGGACAUUGGUGUAUGAUUUAGUGACAACAGACAUCUGCUCACAAAACAUGGCCAGAUUAAAUACUUGCCCUAUCAUGGUGUGCCAGGAAGUAUUGGCCAGUUAACUUGGACGAUGCCAUGACUGUGUUAUUCAGUGGGUCCUGACAAAUUACUAGCCAACUAUGUGCCUUGACACCAGCCUCAGAAGGACACCCUCUGCGCCGGCAUAAUGUUUUUAUUUCCCAUAUCAAUAGCCCUGUGUAAGUGCACACACCACAAGCUGGAUUGAGACUGCACCUGAUCCAUUUGACACAGGCUUUUCACAGCCAGCCAUAAGCAAGAGAAGUGCUUGCCCUAAUAAUUGAAUAGAAUAUCAUCACCAAUAGGUACAACGAGAAAUCAGACUCCUACGUCUUGCAAAUGUUACAGCUGUCUAUACCUGCACACGAAGAACCCAAGCAGAUGCAGUCUUCAGAACCAACUGUGGCGGGAGUUGCAUAGAAACCCACAAGAUUCCAUGGACUUACAACAGCUCAACAAGUAGAGGAGUUACGAUCACUACAGUUUAUCACCCUUCCCAGAAACUCAAUGGCAUCUUACUUUUAAGUCUAAAUGGCUGCCCUGGAGUUUAUAUACCAGCUGUAAAUAUGAGGUGUGUUGCAGAAAUAAGAGCAGUUAUGCUCAGUAAAAGGCCAUGAUACCUCAUAGGCAUUUUUUAAAUAAUGAGGAAAUGUCCCAUAGCUGUUAGCAAAAACACGGGUGCACAUAGGGAUGAAUGGGUGGUGUGUGGGGAAGAAGGUAAUGUCUUUGAACAGCUUAAAAACAUAUUCCUGUUUUGUUUAGUUGCCUGCUGUGUAUAUUGCAGUACCAUUGAAACAUAGGUCGCAUAAACAAAUUAUUUUUAAGAUGUCCUGUUGGAUGAAUGAAUUAAAUUAGUCAAUCAGUAGCAGAGCCAUUCAAAUCUGCAGUCCUAGGUUCAAUCUACAGUCAAUGCUGACUAAUCCAAUUCUCAACUGAGCUGCAAAAAGGAAGACUAACAUUGUCAAUGAAACUUCUACAUGUGUAGAAAAAUCAACCAGGUUUGCUGUUCUUGUUCUAGACAUCAAUACUGCAGGAGCUCAUUUGUGAACAUUGGGUGAUGAGACAUUUAAUUUUGACACUUUGACCAUGUUCCACUUUAAUUGAAUGACUGAAUGCCCACCAUGUAGUUUUAAAGGAGAUUGGGAACAGGUCAAUCGUCUUUGUAAACCAAGUGAAAGAUUGUAAAUGGCACAGGGAACUUUAGGAAUCUAGCAGGUGAGGGAAAUACUCUCUUCUUGGGGAAGGAAAAAGAUAUAAGUUCAUCCACUACCCUAGCAGUUCUGGUAAUUAAUGGGUUCAGGCGUAUGGGAACUGGAAUGGAUCAUUCUCCCCUCGAGCCUGUUCUGCUGUUCGGUUAGGUGAUAGUUCAUUAUUUUUCUUGACUCCAUCCAUCCAACUUGCUAUACCCAACAAAAAAAAUCUGAAUUUUUAAAUUGUGACUCCACGACACCUGCCUUAUCCCAUUCCACUUGCUUCAACAGGAGGGCUCCAAGUUCCACUCUUCUUUCGGAGGAGAUUGUGCAGGAUCCAAUGUGCUUAACAAUAGCUGCUAAAAUUGGAAUAAGUGUGAGAUCAUUUGAACCUUUUUCUUUUAUAAAAGAAAAUUAUCUUUUGAUUCAGCAUAGAUUUCCCUGGAUUUGUAAUGAUUCUCCAUUCUAAUCUGCUUACUGAAAGCAUUGGAUGGAAGCACAGAAUAUGUAGAAAGAACAAAAAAGAAUUCAUUGAAAUCUAUUAAAAGUUCUUCAUGCUGAUCAUUUCAAUCCAAAGGAUUUUCCAGAUCAGAGUAAACUUCACAAUGUGAUAAAGAUGUAUAUGUUCAUAAUGUAACUUUAUUUCACAACAUUGAGGAAUCAAACAGGGAAUGAUACUGAGAUUGACAAUUUCAGCAAAGAGGAAGGGAUAUAGAUGACCAGAAGGCAACAAGCAAGCUGCAAAAAUGAAAAGAAUGAAAGAUAAUGUUGACAUACAAACCACAUGAAUAAGAAUGCCAUAAGAAAAUGACUAAUCAUAUCUUUUUUCAGCAAUGAAAAAAAUUCUUUGUCAAAAUUUCUCACCUUGCGUUCAUCAGGACAAUUUGCAAGAGUAAUAAUUGAAGGGGAAAACCCACAAAAGUGUGUCUUUAUUUUGGAUGCUGGUGCAAUCAGGCUGAUACUGCAAAACUUGUGGCAUGACAAUUGUACUGGAGGUGCCAGAAAAAAAACAUGAUAAAAUGGACUAAUAAUGGUCAGUAGUCCUAUCACAGGUUUUAUGUUGCAAUUUAAAAAACAAAAAUAAGUUAAUUAUCAAAUCCAAUUUCAAGAUAUUUUAUGGAAUUACUUCCUACCUUGAUAAUUAUAUACUUUAUAAUUUACUGUAACGUUGAUACACUGAAACUAUCCAUAUUACUUGAGACUUAACAUCAUCUUCGAGAAUUCAGUUUGUUUUUCAUAGUAUUGGAGUUCAUGCCAGCCAAACUGCUGAAUACGACCUGCUCUAUUGGAUCUAUGAAAUGCACUGCAUGUGUACAUAGGUGUAUCACUUUAGAUUCUGACUGCCAUUUACACAGAUUGUACUUGUGCAUCAGUGUACUUUCAAAUCAGCUGUUCUGGAAUUUGAAAUUUUGCUCCACUCAGCCCUGAUUAUUUGCAUUCCCCCAGUGAUUCAUAAUUGAUGGAUGACUUUGCUUGUACUCUCAGAAAAUUCCUUCCUAAACUCCCAAUUCUCCAACUAAAUCACUGCCUUAAAAAGGAGAAAUCUCUUUUCCAGGCAUUGCUUGCACAGCAGUGGCUCACCAUCUAAUCUCCAUAAAGUGAUGGAUUGCAAGUUGGUGAUGUAAUACCAACACUGAGACUGAGUGCUAUCCAACCACUUGCUGCUGCUAUACUGCAAAUUGAAAGAAAAGGCUAUAAUAGAAUAGGAACUGGCUUAAAAAAACGCUACACUUAAUAAGUGUAAAUGCUUCAAAAGAGCAGACGUUAGUUUUGGGGUUAGCUGUACCAUAAGCCUGUGAACUGCCUGAAGUCAAUUGUGGAGAUUGUUGAGAUCUCAUUUCUUCAUGGAAGCAGCUAAAAGUUCAAGAAAACUCACAAUACUUAAAAAGCAGGGAAAGGAAGGUGAAGAAUGUGUAUGUGUAUUCCCUUGGGUAUAAUUGUUUGCAGCUAUACAUGCAUUUAGAUGCUAGCAUAGCAUUUAACAUUAAUUUUAUUUUGGUUUCUUCAUCAUUGAUGUUCAGAGAAUUGUAUUAUUGUGACAAAUUCAAUAAA